Molecule: messenger RNA, 4518 nt
Organism: Gadus macrocephalus (Pacific cod)
Lineage: Eukaryota; Metazoa; Chordata; Actinopteri; Gadiformes; Gadidae
Gene: jakmip3
Product: Janus kinase and microtubule interacting protein 3
Exons: 23
Coding region: 539-3331 (930 amino acids)
Molecular function (GO): kinase binding; microtubule binding
Source: RefSeq, a predicted model, not a curated record
AGGGCAGAAGAAGAGAGGGGAGGAGAGGGGAGGAGAGGGGAGGGGGUGUUGAGGAGAGGGGAGGAGGACAGCAGAAGGGAGGGGGUGCAGGAGAGCCAUGACGCUAUCGGAGGCUGCAGUAAGAAGCUGCUGCUGCUAGCAUCGCCUGACAGGCUACAAGCUAGCUGCUAAUAAACUGGCCUGGACGAGACAGACAGAGAGACAGGUAGUACAGCAGCAUGACAGACGGGUGGUGAAGUCAAUCUGAAUGACUGAUGGGAAGUGAGACAGGUGGUGAUGAUACAUUCUGUAGCGCAGCUCGAUAGAUUGCUUCCUCUGGAGAGGAGACUAGCAACGCUACAUUCCGGUUGCAACUGACACACACAGCCACACACACACACACACACACACACACACACACACACACAAACACACACACUCACACCCACACCCAGGAGGAGUAUCCGGGGCCGGUGUCUUGGGGCUCCAGAAGAAGGCCUGAGUGAUGGUUGAUCGUCAGGUGGUGUGACGCUCUACGUGCGGUGGAGGGGGGAGGGGCAUGGCCAAGAGGGGAGGGGGGCGGCGAGGGAGGGCCGACCAACCUGACGCCAUGGCAACGCUCCAGGCAGCCAAUGAGGAGCUCCGAGCCAAACUCACCGACAUUCAGAUAGAACUACAAAAUGAAAAAACCAAGGUGAGCCGUAUAGAGAGGGAGCGGACCCAGGAGCUGAAGGCGGAGCAUCACCGCGCGACGGUCGCCCUGACGGAGCUCCGUACUAAACUCCAUGACGACAAGGUCAAGGAAGUGGCCGUCACAAGGGAGACGUUGCUACGACAACACGAGAUGGAGCUGAUGAGGGUGAUCAAGAUCAAAGACGGGGAAAUCCAGAGGCUGAACGGCCUGGUGUUCACGCUGAGGGAUGACUCCACGGACAAGGUGAGGUGUGUGUUGCUCGCGGAGGCCCGGGAGGAGGCGCGCCGGGGCUGGGAGGCGGAGAGGAGCCGGCUCCAGCAGGAGGUGCUGGAGCUGAGGGGCUCCAAGAAGGGUCUGGAGGAGACCCUGGGCUCGUCCCAGCAGGCGUGUCUGACCAGGGCAGCCGAGCUCCGGUCCGCCCACCACCACCACCAGGAGGAGCUGACGCGCACCAAGAGGGACUGUGAGAGGGAGAUACGCAGACUGAUGGAUGAGAUCCGUCUGAAGGACAGGGCAGUGAGUGUGUUGGACAAGGCUCUGGGCCUCCAGGCCGGCCACGCCCACCGCCUCCAGCUGCAGACCCAGGCGGCCGAGCAGCAGAUAGCCGUCCUGAGAGACGCCCAGCGGGGGGCGGGACCAAACCAGCCAGACCCCACCCCUAACACCACCCCUAACCACGCCCCCUUUCCUGCGCAGGAGGACAGGGAGACCCGGAGGUUUCAGUUAAAGAUCGCUGAGCUCAGCGCCAUCGUGAGGAAGCUGGAGGACCGCAACGCGCUGCUCUCUGAAGAGCGCAACGAACUGCUGAAGCGUCUCCGUGAGGCCGAGAGCCAGUUCCUUCCGCUCCUGGACAAAAACAAACGUCUGAGCCGGAAGAACGAAGAGCUGGCCCUCGCCGUACGUCGCCUUGACAACAAGCUACGCUUCGUGACCCAGGAGAACCUGGACAUGCGGCAGAGGCACCGAGGAGGUGGGAGGCGGCCCAGCUCUCUGAACGACCUGGAGGAGCUGAACCCCGAGGAGAAGGAGGUGCAGUUCCUCCACCUGCAGGUGCAGGAGCAGCAGCACGUCAUAGAGGACCUCUCCAAGGCUCUGGAGACUGCUGGCUAUGUGAAGACUGUCAUAGAGAGAGACAUGAUUAUCAAAUACCGACGUCAAGAAUCUCUGAGGAGAAAAAGAGGUUUCAGAGCCUGCAGGGUUAUAGAGACCUUCUAUGGUUACGAUGAGGACGUUGACUCGGACGGAUCGUCGCUGUCGUUCCACACCGACCGGACUCCAGACACCGACCCUGAUGAUGCGGUGUUUCGUGAUGACCAGGUGGCUCUUCGUGAGGACCAGGUGGUCCUACGCGAGGACGCGGAGGUCCGCUUCAGACAGCUGACCCAGGAGUACCAAGCCCUUCAGAGGGCCUACGCCCUCCUGCAGGAGACCAGUGGAGGCAGUCUGGACCCCGAGACCGAGAUGAAGACCAGGGAGCAGCUGUUAUCUGAAGUUAGUCGCUAUGAGAGAAGAGUUCAGGACCUGGAGACGUCUCUGAGACAACAAGGACUGGAUUUGAAGUGGGUGGAGGAGAAGCAGGCAUUGUAUCAAAGGAACCAGGAGCUUCUGGAAAAGUUGAAGCAGAUGGAAUCAGACGAAACGCGGCUAAGAAUUGACAUCCAGGACGCCAGGGAUCAAAACGAACUGCUGGAAUUCCGCAUUUUGGAACUAGAGGAGCGGGAACGGCGGUCGCCUGGCAUCAACUUCCAUCCACUACAUUUCCCAGAAGGCAUCAGUCCACUUCAGCUCUACUGCGAGGCGGAAGGUGUCACGGAAAUUGUGAUCAGUGAACUGAUGAAGAAGUUGGAUAUUCUUGGGGAUAACGCCGUAAGUAACCUCUCCAAUGAGGAGCAGGUUGUCGUUAUCCAUGCCAGAAAUGUUCUCACGCUGGCUGAGAAGUGGUUGGAGUCCAUUGAAGGGACCAAGUCCACUCUACAACAGAAGAUGUUUGAUAUCGAGAGUGAAAAGGAUCUCUUCAGUAAACAGAAGGGCUAUCUGGACGAGGAACUAGAUUACAGGAAGCAGUCUAUGGACCAGGCCCACAAGAGGAUCAUGGAGCUGGAGGCCAUGCUGUUUGAUGUCCUGCAGCAGGUGGGGGCCGCGGGUUUCGGCGGUUGGAGGGAGGGGGGUGCGGGGGCGUCUGCGUGGAGGAUGGAGGGCUGGAAGGCGGAGGGGUGCCGCCUGUCAGAGCUGCUGGCGGACGAGGACCGCGAGGGGCUGCAGAGGGCCAUGGAGCAGUGGAAGAGAGCCCUGAUGGUGGAGCUGCGCGAGAGGGACGUCCUGAUCCUCAGGGAAAGGAUGGACAUGCUGCACCACGCACAGCAGAGGAACAAGGAGUUGGAGGAAUGGAUAGAAGCACAGAAACGACAGAUCAAACAACUAGAAGAGAAGGCCACCAGAGGGCAGUCUGUAUUUGAACCAGCGGCUACAGACUCUGGGGGAGGGGCCUAUCGCCCCGCUAGCCCUGACGAGAAGACCACCGGCCAAUCACAAACUGUCUCAGCGUGGCUGACACUUAUUCCUGUUCCAGCCACUUCCCAGCCAAUCGGAGCACAGACAGAAUCCCAAGCUGGUUCUGACACGUUGGCCUGCCGAGAAGUGGGCGGGGUUUGGCGGUAAAAACGUGGUUACCAUGCCAACUCUGCAUUGGAGCAGUUCAAAAGGACCCAAGUUCGUAAAGACACCGGUUUAUUGAAAGCCUGGUUUAUAAAGACUAUAUUCCGUCUUCUGUACAAGAAGAGCCACAGAGAGAACCUUAUAAUAGUAUUAAAGACCUUUAUUUUGAGAAUGACUAUGCACACUUUAGAAGGAAGACAAGGAUUGUGUCCUCCCGGUUGGUUUCAAAUGGCAGCCCUCUCUCCACCUGCCAGAGGCUUUUGGUGGAGCUUAAAGUUCACGGGAGCAAAAUUUGAUGGAGGCAAUUCUGAGCUGAAGCAGAGCACCACGUCCUUCGUCGUCAGGGUCUUCACACAGCAUGCAGAAGAACCACAAGAUCGUCCCAAACCAGGGACAACCAGGGACCACCAGAGACCACCAGAGACCACCACAGACCACUAGAGACCACUAUAGACCUUCUACCUGGGUAACAGCCAGUCCAGGGUCCUGAUAACUCACCUCUGGUCAGGAGGAACCUCUCCUGCUUUUCCAUCAGUGCAGGACAGGUACAUCUGGAACACGAGACCUGCCAACCCGUGUUGAGAUCCUUUGUCCGGAUCCAGUCUCAAGAACCUGUCUUCAAAUUCUGUGUUCAGAACCCGUGAUUCAAAGCGGAUUCGGAGCAGGGCAGGGAAGGACUCCUAAGAGUUCAUGCCAAUCCAGGAACCGUCGUGGACUCGUGUCCACCCCAGACGUGAGCUUGCAUCGAGGCCAACGGACACAGACCGGCACUAUUGGAAAAGGAGGAGGAACUGGAGUAUGAAGGGAAACCGCUCGGAGCCCAGACCAGAGCUCUCCCCUUCCCCCUCCCAUCCCCCUCACCCCUCCCUCUCCCCCACCCCCUCCCCCUCCCCGCCAUUCCCUAAUAUCUUCUAUACUGUGGACGAUGCACACUGCGUCCACAUGUCUCUCUCCUUGGUGCUUGACUCCUGCAGAAGCCAAACUAGUUUAGGUUUGGUGUUUUUUAAUUUGGUUUGAUUCCCCACACGGUGCUCCUAUCCUUCUGUAAGGAGGUGAGAAAAUGCAUUGUUUUAAAUGGAAGCUGACGCCAGGCGACGCUGUGAUGGUGGGAAAUCAUGUCUGGGAUAGAUGAAGAUGAUUCUGGUAUUUUAUUAUGGGAUGUAUAGAGAAUAAACACAGAUCCACUGGUG